AUGACCUUGCACAAUAACAAUACAACCUCACCUUUGUUUCCGAACAUCAGCUCUUCCUGGAUUCACGGCCCUUCCGAUGCAGGGCUGCCCCCAGGAACGGUUACUCAUUUUGGCAGCUACAACAUUUCUCGGGCAGCUGGGAAUUCCUCCUCUCCAAAUGGCACCACCAGUGACCCCCUGGGAGGUCAUACCAUCUGGCAAGUGGUCUUCAUUGCAUUCUUAACGGGCGUCCUGGCCUUGGUGACCAUCAUUGGCAACAUCCUGGUGAUAGUGGCAUUCAAGGUCAACAAGCAACUGAAGACUGUCAACAACUACUUCCUCUUAAGUCUGGCCUGUGCUGACCUGAUUAUUGGGGUCAUUUCAAUGAAUCUGUUUACUACCUACAUCAUCAUGAACCGAUGGGCUUUAGGGAACUUGGCCUGUGACCUCUGGCUUUCCAUUGACUACGUGGCUAGCAAUGCCUCCGUCAUGAAUCUUCUGGUCAUUAGCUUUGACAGGUACUUUUCCAUCACGAGGCCGCUCACGUACCGAGCCAAACGAACAACAAAGCGAGCUGGUGUGAUGAUAGGUCUGGCUUGGGUCAUCUCCUUCAUCCUUUGGGCUCCUGCCAUCUUGUUCUGGCAAUACUUUGUUGGGAAGAGAACUGUGCCUCCAGGGGAGUGCUUCAUCCAGUUCCUCAGCGAGCCCACCAUCACCUUCGGCACGGCCAUCGCUGCCUUUUAUAUGCCUGUCACCAUUAUGACUAUUUUAUACUGGAGGAUCUAUAAGGAAACUGAAAAACGUACCAAAGAGCUUGCUGGGCUGCAGGCCUCUGGGACAGAGGCAGAGGCAGAGAACUUUGUCCAUCCCACAGGUAGUUCUCGAAGCUGCAGCAGCUAUGAGCUUCAACAGCAAAGCAUGAAACGCUCAGCCAGGAGGAAGUACGGACGCUGCCACUUCUGGUUCACAACCAAGAGCUGGAAGCCCAGCGCCGAGCAGAUGGACCAAGACCACAGCAGCAGCGACAGCUGGAAUAACAAUGACGCUGCUGCCUCCCUGGAAAAUUCCGCUUCCUCCGAUGAGGAGGACAUUGGCUCGGAGACAAGAGCCAUCUACUCCAUCGUGCUCAAGCUUCCAGGUCACAGCACCAUCCUCAGCUCCACCAAAUUACCCUCGUCAGACAACCUGCAGGUGCCGGAGGAGGAGCUGGGGGCAGUGGACUUAGAGACGAAAGCCAGCAAACUGCAGGCCCAAAAGAGCAUGGACGACGGAGGCAGUUUUCAGAAAAGCUUCUCCAAGCUUCCCAUCCAGUUAGAGUCAGCCGUGGACACAGCCAAGGCCUCUGAUGUCAACUCCUCAGUGGGCAAGACCACGGCCACUCUGCCUCUGUCCUUUAAGGAAGCUACUCUAGCCAAGAGGUUUGCUCUGAAGACCAGAAGCCAGAUCACUAAGCGGAAACGGAUGUCCCUCAUCAAGGAGAAGAAGGCGGCCCAGACCCUCAGCGCCAUCUUGCUUGCCUUCAUCAUCACCUGGACCCCCUACAAUAUUAUGGUUCUGGUGAAUACCUUUUGUGACAGCUGCAUCCCCAAAACCUAUUGGAAUCUGGGCUAUUGGCUGUGCUACAUCAACAGCACCGUGAACCCCGUGUGCUAUGCCCUGUGCAACAAAACAUUCAGAACCACUUUCAAGAUGCUGCUGUUGUGCCAGUGUGACAAAAGGAAGAGGCGCAAGCAGCAGUACCAGCAAAGACAGUCAGUCAUUUUCCAUAAGCGGGUGCCCGAGCAGGCCUUGUAG
This is a messenger RNA of Mesoplodon densirostris (Blainville's beaked whale), 1773 nucleotides long. RefSeq names its product cholinergic receptor muscarinic 3 (gene CHRM3). Gene Ontology annotation, biological process: chemical synaptic transmission; positive regulation of smooth muscle contraction; regulation of vascular associated smooth muscle contraction. The coding region runs from base 1 to 1773 and encodes 590 amino acids. Gene Ontology annotation, molecular function: G protein-coupled acetylcholine receptor activity; G protein-coupled serotonin receptor activity. Gene Ontology annotation, cellular component: dendrite; synapse; plasma membrane. Lineage: Eukaryota; Metazoa; Chordata; Mammalia; Artiodactyla; Ziphiidae. The transcript has a single exon. The record is from RefSeq and is a predicted model, not a curated record.